UGUCAUUGGUUGUUUCAGCAGCAUGCCGUUUGAAUGAGAACAGGAAGUUAGCUGACUAGCAAGGCAGUAGCUAACUAUUACGUUGUUUUAAUAUCUACAAGCAACUGAAUGAAGGUGACAGAAUAAAAUACGUUUUAAUCGGCGGAUGACGUGAAGUUUAAAGUCUGAGCGACGCUGACAUGACUCUAAAAUAAACAUCUGUCCGAUGAGACAGGAAUCAGUCUGAUGAAGGGGCAUCUACGGCUGGCAGGAUGCAGCAGAAAAGGAACAUCCAGAUCAUCGAGUGGGAGGACCUCGACAAAAAGAAAUUUUACUCUUUCGGGGUGUUCAUGACGAUGAGCAUCCGGGCCACCGUCUACCCGGCCACACUCAUCCGCACUCUACUCCAGGUGCAGAGGGGCAAAUCACUCUACAGCGGCACCUUUGACGCCUUCUUCAAGAUUCUCCGGACGGAGGGCAUCCGCGGCCUUUAUCGAGGCUUUAUGGUCAACACCUUCACGCUCAUCUCAGGCCAGGCUUACAUCACCACCUACGAGCUGGUGAGGAAGUAUGUCUCCAAGUAUUCUGACAAUAAUACGGUCAAGUCGCUGGUGGCGGGCGGCUCAGCCUCCCUGGUUGCUCAGAGCAUCACUGUCCCUAUAGAUGUCGUCUCUCAGCAGCUGAUGAUGCAGGGCCAAGGGGAGCACCUCACUCGCUUUCGACUGAAUUUUAAUACAGAGGCUGGAAAGUCUAAAAAAUUCUUCGGCCAAACCAGAAACAUUAUGGCUCAGAUUUUUGCUGCUGAUGGUUUCCGGGGCUUCUACAGAGGAUAUGUGGCUUCUCUGCUCACUUAUAUCCCCAACAGUGCUGUGUGGUGGCCUUUCUACCAUUUUUAUGCUGAGCAACUCUCUAAAAUGGCUCCCAGUGACUGCCCUCAUCUGAUCCUACAAGCCAUGGCCGGACCUCUGGCUGCUGCUACUGCCUCAACUGUCACCAACCCAAUGGAUGUGGUCAGAGCCAGAGUGCAGGUUGAAGGGAGGACUUCAGUCAUUGAGACAUUCGGGCAGCUGAUCAAAGAGGAGGGCUGCUGGGGACUGACCAAAGGACUGUCGGCACGUAUCAUCUCCUCCACACCCACUGCCAUCGUCAUGGUGGUCGGCUACGAGACGCUAAAAAAGCUGAGUCUGCGACCGGAGCUGGUGGACUCGAGACACUGGUAGAAGAUACCUGGACAGACAGUAUAUGGACCGCGUGCCAUUUCAGCCCUAAAUCACACUUCCUGUGAAGACACUUGAUGAACAAAAAAAGGUUUGUUUUAAAUAACAACCUGGGGAACAAGAUGGAAUCAGGCCACUUUAAAACGCACAUAAUCUGCGUCUAAGAUAUCAAACGUGUUCAUCGGUAGCAGAUUAAAUAUCUGGCCGUCAACAUUCACUCCAGACCCAGGUUCACAGUCUAUAUCGCUGCUUACCAGGUUGAUGCUUUUUAGUGCAAUUAGAGUAGUGAAUAAAAUGUUUUAACACUGGAAGAUGCAGAUAAAUUGAUGCAAACUGGUACAAUUUAUUUUACACACUCUACAAUCAUGUCUGAGCAUCUUUGCAGAGGAGAAAAGUGGAAGUGAUUGCGGAUAGACUGCCCGAUGGUUACUGUGAUUGUGCUCUCACUAAGCCGAGCACUGUUUGGCCCACAUAAAAAAAAAAAAAAACAGGUUUUGAUCAGGGUUCAGAGAAAGGCCAUGAAACUCAUGAUGACGCGUCACGUCAGCAGUAAAAAAAAAUCUUUCCUGUGUUGGUUUCCUGUAAUUCGCCACACUGGCUUGUAGGUCUAGUUCCUUUCCCUUGGCCUUUUUUAAAUUGCUGCCUUCAUAGUGUGAUCAAAUGAUCUGCUUUUAUUUUACUGAAUGUGUGCAAGAAGAACAGUAGAAUCUGUGUUUCAUGGCACCCUCUGUUUUGUACGUGUAUUUAAUUUCCAGUUGUCUCGUAUGCACAGACUGAGUCAGAAUCAAUGUUUUAAAGGUCCAGUGUGUCGGAUUUCCGGGGAUGUAUUGGCAGAAAUGGAAUACAGUACAAGAAGUAUGUUGGUGUAUAAGCCCUGAAAAUAUGACUUGUGUUUUAAUUACCUAAGAAUGAGCCGUUUAUUUGCAUUUUCACAUUGGCCACCGUAGUUAGCUGCCCCUGCAGGACAAGUAGAAAAGCAUCAGAAAAACGUUGAUUUUUUUUUUUUUUUUUAAACAUGAAACUGCCACAUUCUGUGUUGUUUACUCAUUUAAAUCACCUGGUCUGUUUGUUUUGGGGAUGAAGAGACCUCUGCAGAUAAUUCAGCUCCUGAUAAAAACAGCCUGAAUGUCUGGAUCUUAAGUUAUCUGGAAAAAAAAAAGCAGAGCAACACAUUAGCGCGUUCUGGGCUAGCGACUUGUUUGUAACACACCAAACAGCAUCGGGAAAACGGUGAUUUAUAACUUCAAACUGCUGUAUUCAGUGUUUUACGGAUUAAAUCACUGGGUCUGUUUGUUUUGAGGAGGAAGAGACCUCUACUGAUAAUUCAGCUCCUGGUUAAAACCUUGUGAGCAUCUUGAUCUUAAGUUAUCAGAAAAAAAGUGAACACGUUCGCGGGUGCUGGGCUAGCAGCCCGCCUGUGGUGCACAGCAUUGGAAGAACGCUGGUUUUAAACAUGAAUGUGUGUUUUAACUGGUUUAAAUCACCCAGUCUGUUUGUUUUGGAGAGGAAGAGACCUCUGCGGAUAACUGGGUCCUGGUGAAAACCUCCUGUACAUCUGGAUCUUAAGUUAUCAGAGAAAAAGCUGAGCACACAUUAGGAGGUUCUGGGCUAGCAGCCCAUUUGUAACGCCCCAAAUGGCAUCGGGAAAACACUUGAUUUGUAACGAGAAACUCCUUUAUUUUACUUUAUAGUGUUUUACUGGUUUAAAUCUGUUUGUUUUGGAGAGGAAGAGACUUCUGCGGAUAAUUCAGCUUGUGAAAACCUCCUGAACAAUGAACACUGAAGGAAUGCUAAGCAGGAGUUCAGGCCUGUCUCAUGGGAGAAGUUUCGGCUGGUUGCAAUGUGCAGUCCUCGCCACCAGAUGCCACUAAAUCCUCCACAUUGCUCCUUUUAAAUCAAAUGCAAAACACUACAAUAUUUUAUCAACCUUUUUUAUAACAUCGUAGUAUGGUGUCUCUCCAGAAAAUAUUGCAGUGAUCCAGCUGGUUAAUAAAUGAUUUGCUGUGCUGUCAUGUUCUGUGAAGCUGCGAAUAAUUAAGGUACUUCCAUCAAAACCUGUGGGUUUGACAGGAAGUAGGAAUAAUGGUGGUCCCCUCUUGUGACAGUAAAUGUUUGAGUGCAAUAAUGUUUUAUCCUUUGCAGCACAAAAUGUAAUUGUAUAUUUUUAUUGUAAAUUGUGUACAUAACAUGUCUUAAAGGAGUGCAUUAAUACCUAAUUUAUUUUCUUCAAAUCUUUUGGAGGGAUUAUGACCACAGAAGAGUGCCAGCUUCUAAAUUAAGUUUGUUCUUCAUUUGUUUGAUAUUCAAUUUGUUGCUUUUCUAACUUUUUUUUUUCUCCAAAUGGCUUUUUUAGGAAAGGUGAAAAUAAAGUUAAGUACAAACAUUAGACACAGGUCACAUUAGAUGUUGUCACUGUGGGUAUCAUCAUAAAGAAAGGUGAUGGUAAUGUUUCAGUACGGAUUGAAGGCAAAUUCAAAAAUCUGAUUUGUUUAAAUGAAGCCAUAAUGUCCUGUAAUGUACCUGAAGUUAUAUAUAAAUCUGCUCAGGCCAAGAUGUGUUAUCAACCUGUAGGGGCCAGCUGAUGGAGGACUGUGUAGACUCACUUCUGUUGGCCUGGUUGGAUAAAAUAAAAUCACUGCAAACUGCUGUGAUAAAAUUCACUGCAGGCUGGAAUUAAAUUUUUAACUUUCUUUGCACAACUUUAAAUAACUGGGUACGUGAUCAUGUUGUCAGAGAUUAGUCUCCUGUUGUCAAUACAUUUCACAUCAUGUGUCAUCUCAGUGUUACUUGGUUCAUCUGUUCAUCUAUGCCACCAAUAUUGUAUUCUCCUUUGUUAGCUUUGAAAUGUUAAAAAAUUAAAAUAAUGUGAAGCCAUACCUGUGGUCAUCUCAGAAUGUCAGCUCACUUUAACCUGAGUUUUGAUGCGUGGAGAAGCAGAAGUUUUUAUUAAAAGUCCAGUGUGUAGGAUUUAGGAGGAUCUAUUGGAAGAAAUGAAAUAUAAUAUUCAUAACUAUGUUUUUAACAGUUUAACAUCACCUGAAAAUUAGAGUCAUUGUGUUCUCGUUACCUUAAAAUGACACGUUCGUAUUUACAUACAGAGCAGGUCCUCUCCAUUGGAGGGAGUCCACCAUGUUGUUUCCACCACAGCCCAGACUGGACAAAUCAAACACUGGCCUGAGCGUUUUCGCAUCAGCCACUGUAGUUCUCCAAGAUCAAUGUUCGGCCACCUUCACUAUCAAAACAGCCAUUUUUGACCAAAAUAAAAUAAAAAUCUAAAACCAACAAGACAUAUUUGAACCUUAUAUCAAAGGUAAAACAGCCUGUCUCAAUUAGCCUAUCAACAUUCCUAAUAGGUCUAAACGAGCAGUCAUGCAUAUGUUUUAGCACACGGUGGUCACUCAGCAGGGGCCUUGUCAUGAGUCUUUGGUACUUGAAACAAAUCUGCACAUGAUCUAUUAAAUUGUUGAUUUUCCUCCGAGAUGUUUCCUUUUUCAGAAUCUCAAGGUAUUCUCACUAGUCGCUCAUGACGAGCCACUGCUACUGAGGUUUCGCAAAAUUUAGAGGACAAGGCGCCAAGGAGGAGACAGGAUGCACAUUUUGGUUGACAAAAUGUUAAAAUCUGGUAUAUAGGCUACACAUUUUUACAACUUAAGAGUUCAAAGAAUCACUUUGGGCCUACAAAG
Epinephelus fuscoguttatus (brown-marbled grouper) is the source of this 4879-nucleotide messenger RNA. Its product is annotated as solute carrier family 25 member 44-like. The transcript has 4 exons. NCBI's taxonomy places the organism in Eukaryota, Metazoa, Chordata, Actinopteri, Perciformes, Serranidae. Bases 252 to 1199 code for a protein of 315 amino acids. Gene Ontology annotation, biological process: transmembrane transport; branched-chain amino acid catabolic process. Gene Ontology annotation, molecular function: branched-chain amino acid transmembrane transporter activity. The record is from RefSeq and is a predicted model, not a curated record. Gene Ontology annotation, cellular component: mitochondrion.